This is a messenger RNA of Vitrella brassicaformis, 1801 nucleotides long. The record is from the annotation of a GenBank genome assembly. Lineage: Eukaryota; Vitrellaceae.
GGAUGAAGGUACGGUCUAUUGGAUCAUCUCGUCUCACCUGUGAUGGACCUCUGCUCUCGCACAAAAAGAUCUGACGCCAUCUCACGUCGCUGUGCUUUUUGGGGCCCGAGAUUUGUUCGAUAUGAUGGCGCCUUACUUGGGGCCCUUUCAGAGCGAGAAGUAUUACAGACUCGCAGACUCGGUGAGGAGGACUGAUUUCGCAAAGCAAUGUCAGCUGAACAGCUUUUUUCAUCCUGUGCACAGUACAAGAGCACCUGCCUUCAUCUUUUUGUGAUGAGCAGACAUUUUGAUUAUCAAGUCACUCAGAUGCUCUUGCAGCAGGGAGGUAGUAGCUCGCUCGGCUGCCAGAACUGGGUGAGAGAGGACACACGUAAAACCUUCAACUUAAUGGGAUCAGUCAUCAUCUUUGUGUCUUGCGCUCUGUGUAAAUCAGGUCGGCAUGACACCGAUCCACCUGAAGUUUAAUGCUCCACAGCUGCGAGCGAAUGCAGGCUUGCUUUCUGGAGAAUUUGCUGAAGGAUCCAGAGUUGGACGACCUCCACAGCAUCUUGAUGGCUCAGAAUCAGGUAAAGUCAGACCAGUUCACUCACUUGCUCAGAUGCAGAACGUUCAUGGCCUUUCUCUCCUGCAGGAUGGAGACACCAUCUUCCAUGUGGCUGUCUUGAGAUAAGAUCAAAAAGAAAUGCUGGAAUCGCUCUUUGAGGUGGCUUCCAAGAUGUCUAUCUCAAAGCAACUGGAGCUUUCGGUAUGGAAAACAAAGUGAGCAGGUGCUUGAUUUACGUGGACUUUUCUCUUUCCCUUAUCUUCUUGUUGUCUGUAGGCCGGAAGACGAUUCUUCAGAUCGCCGGAAGACGAUUCUUCAGAUCGCCAGAGAGUCAGUCUUUCCUUUCAAGGUCAUGGUCCUUCUGAAGCACAUGGGAGACUUUUUUCGGACAAAUCCCAUCAUUUUUUCAGACAAAUCCCAUCAUUCAGCAGCUGCGCUCUUAGCAUCGAGCAAGCUACUUCUCCAGUACAGAGGGACAAGGUCCUGCAGAAGAAGCGGCCUUCGAUUAUCGACCAGCUGUACUUGCUGUCGCAUCUGAGAAAGCUUGAUCUGAGCGAUGCAAAGCGAUGUGCGCUCACGAAGCACCAUUUGAGCUCAUCCUCCAUGUGAGCAGAGCUUUUGCGACUCAUAGAGUCCCAUAUCUAUUUUCUUGCCCUGUAAUUUUGAAGGAAAUGGGUUCGAAGGCUGUGGCGGCUCUGGAAAAGUCGUAUCGCGAGGCCUAUUCGUUUGUCAAGACCGUUGAAGAGUCCAUUGGCAUUCCCUUCUCAGAGUACCCACUUGUCCUCUCACAUUACGUAUGCAAUACGAUGCGCAUGCGACACAUUAUCCUCUCCAUCCAAUGCGAGUAACUUGCAUACUGUCUCACUCCGCAUCUGAAUGGAAGCCGCGCAGGUUCGCCGAGGAAAAAGCACCUCUCGCAUCAUUCAUCGCACCAGUGAGAAAGAAGACUUGCAACACUUCAGUUUUGGAAUCAAUCUCUGUCCCUUUGCCCUGCUGCAGAUUCUCCAGUGUUUUCUCAGUCUGUCAAUCUUGAUGCAAGUCAUCUUACACUGCAAUGCAGUAAGAAACCUCAUUAAUUGUACCUCGCGUCUCAUACAGCCACUUCUUCUUGAUUGUGACGAUACAGACACUCCAAGUCGACACGUGCACGCGCAGUCGACACGUGCACGCGCAGGUGUGCGCAUAGAGACAUUCAUCAGAUACAGACACUCCAAGUCGACAUGUGCAUGCGCAGGUGUGCGCAAACAGACAUUCAUC